AUGACAAGCCACAGUCCCUACAUGCCUUGCUCGGCACUUUUUCUGCUCCUGCUCCUGUUGCUUCCUCCCACUUUUAAAGGUGGGAGCCUCCGAUACCAUGGUCCUGGCUGGAAACUAUUCCACCGCCUGAGCCAGGGUUUCAGAAGUCCCCACCAUCGCCAGAUGGAACAAAUGAGACAAAACGUGCCCCAGGGUCAAUCAGAAGAUAAUUGUCAGGGUGCUGUCGACCUCUACCUCAUCCUGGACAAAUCGGGCAGUGUGGCAGACAACUGGAUCUACAUCUAUUCAUUUGCAGAGGGUUUGGUGAAGAAAUUCACAAACCCUAACAUGCGGCUCUCCAUCAUUACCUACUCAACAGACGCUCAAGUUAUCCUGCCACUCACCAGAGACAGAGACGAAAUGCAUAAGAGCCUUCUAGUGCUGAAGGACAUAGAGCCUCAAGGACUCACACACAUGCAGAAAGGACUUAGAAAGGCAAACGAACAGAUCCGAAAAUCCAUCAAGGGAGGCCACAAUGUCAUCAGCGUGAUUGUUGCUCUUACUGAUGGGCUAUUACUGUUAAAACCAUUUCAAGACACUAUGGAAGAGGCCAGAAAAGCCCGGAGAAUGGGAGCAAUCAUUUACACCGUGGGUGUUUUUAUGUAUAGCAAACAGCAGUUGGUGAAUAUUGCAGGCAACCCAGAUCACUGUUUUGGGGUAGACAAAGGGUUCGAUGCUCUGGAGGGCGUCAUUGACCCGCUUACCUCCAAGUCCUGUACUGAAAUACUAUCCGUGCAGCCUACCUUCGUGUGUGCAAAAGACUCCUAUCAAGUAAACAUUAGCGGACAUGGGUUUAAUAAUACAAACGACAUGAAACAACUUAUUUGUAGAUUCACAUUCAGUGACGCCAGAGUCGUUGAUGAAAGUCCCACUGAUGUAAAUGAAAACACUAUAAUCUGUCCUGGACCAAAGAUACAACACUCUGGAGAGGAUGUUUCUCUUCAAGUCAGUCCGAACAACGGCAUCUCCUUCAUUGGGAACAAACUCAUUAUAACCAGUACCAACUGCUGGAGUGCUAGGGAAUCAAAAGGCAAUUUUACGUUCAACUGGACCUGGCUGAUGUUCCUGCCAAUCUUGCUGGUGACUCUACUCUUUCUGUGCUGCAGUUGGAAGCUUUGCAUGAAGCCUAAGGAGCCACCACCACCUCCCUCACAGCCAGAGAAGGAGCCAGAAAAAGAGAGCUCUCCUUCACCAUCGCCAUCUGCUUCUGCGCCUGCUCCUUCUCCUGCUCCUCCUCCAGCCCCGGUACCUGUUAACACAAACCCUACUGUGAUCGUUGCCUGCUGUGGCUGUGGGAACAGAGGCAUGCAGGAAAACCUGGACACAUGCUGCAACUACUUUCACCCAAGCUGCCAUCAGAUGCCAUUGGUGUGGUGCCAUCCCAAGGCGCAGGGAGGAUGUCCCAGCUUCACUGUCAUGAAACCCAGCUGCUCGCAGGCCUCCUGCCCCCAAAAGCUCUGCCUUUGUUCCAAUAGGGAUUGUUUUCACCUUGCAGAACCAUCAUACCCCACAAGGAUUGUCCUUCAACCCAAUGAGGAGUGUUUCAACAUCACACGGGCACGCUGCAGCCCAAAGAUCCGCUUUCAAACCACCCAGGAAAGUCUCCCAGUUGCGCAGACUCUGUGCUCAAAGAUGUGCUCCCCUCCCAAUCAGGAGUGCUACAGUUUCAAGUCCCCACAAUCCCCAUACCCCACCAGGUAUACCAAGUCUCCCUCCAGGAUGCUACCUCUGCUCUCUCCCCGUACUCGACAAUCUUUAGAAUCCCUUUGUCAAACCCAUCCUUACCCCCCAAUCUCUAAACGACCAAAAUUCUAA
Messenger RNA from Grammomys surdaster, 1854 nucleotides. RefSeq names its product ANTXR like (gene Antxrl). NCBI's taxonomy places the organism in Eukaryota, Metazoa, Chordata, Mammalia, Rodentia, Muridae. Gene Ontology annotation, molecular function: signaling receptor activity. Bases 1 to 1854 code for a protein of 617 amino acids. The record is from RefSeq and is a predicted model, not a curated record. The transcript is spliced from 17 exons. Gene Ontology annotation, cellular component: membrane.